AUGCAGUGGAGGAUGACAAGACAAACAACUUCACUAGAAGAGGAAACAUGCAUUACAGCUAAAGAUAUGCUCAGGAAAACUUCAAGCCUACCACAUAUACACACCUCUGCCCAGGAAGAACACCUUCCUCCAACUGCACCACUGGAUCUACAAGGCAAUGCUAAGGAAGUGGAUGUCCAGAAAACUGGUGGAGUAAGAGAAAUUACUAAUCCUCCUAGUAUCAUUGAUAUAAAAUCAAGUUUGCUUCAGCAGAUCAGGGAUAAGUCAGAGCAGCUGAAGCUUAACAAUGGACAUGAAAGGUCAAAAAAAGCAGUAGGCGGUGACAUUAAAAGCUUGGAUGAAAGGGAGGACUUGCUUCAGCAAAUCAGGAGCAAGACCUUCAAUUUAAGACGAACAAAUGCAUCUAAGACAGAUGGCUCAUCACAAUCUACAGCCAAUUCCAACGUUGUAGCAAUUUUGGAGAAAGCAAAUGCUAUCCGGCAGGCUGUGGCCAGUGAUGAGGGUGGCGAUGAUGAUACUUGGAGUGAUAUAUGA
Molecule: messenger RNA, 534 nt
Organism: Miscanthus lutarioriparius
Lineage: Eukaryota; Viridiplantae; Streptophyta; Magnoliopsida; Poales; Poaceae
Source: the annotation of a GenBank genome assembly